AUGGUGCAUUCGGCCAUGUAUGGUCGUAUCCAAAAUACCCGCAAAAGAACAUAUUAUGCUCCCGGGGGGGUCUCCGGGGCGCCCUUCCCAGCCCCACCCCCCAGGGGUGAAUUUUCAGUUUUGCGAGUGCCGUGCGUUUCCCGCCUCCUGUGCUCCACUGGGCCUCGUUACGGUGGUAUUGGGGCACAUUUUCGCACACAAGCUAACCCUUGUAGGUGUUGGGUUGUUCCGGUGUUUUGGGUUGUGCCGGCCUGGUGGCGCCGGGGCGGGGUGGCAGUUUUCUGGCCGAAGCAGGCGGCCUCCACAAUAGUUGCGCCUCUGCCAUUUUGGCGUUCUACUAGUUGUUAUUCUUCUUUUGGUCGUUCGUAG
Molecule: messenger RNA, 369 nt
Organism: Trypanosoma theileri
Lineage: Eukaryota; Euglenozoa; Kinetoplastea; Trypanosomatida; Trypanosomatidae
Exons: 1
Coding region: 1-369 (122 amino acids)
Source: RefSeq, a predicted model, not a curated record